Molecule: messenger RNA, 729 nt
Organism: Penicillium macrosclerotiorum
Lineage: Eukaryota; Fungi; Ascomycota; Eurotiomycetes; Eurotiales; Aspergillaceae
Exons: 3
Coding region: 1-729 (242 amino acids)
Source: RefSeq, a predicted model, not a curated record
AUGAAGGUGAUCAUCGCAGGGGCUACGGGCCUCGUAGGAUCCGAGCUCAUCAGACAAAGCCUGGAGAUGAGAGAAAUCAGCGAGGUUGUCGCGUUAGCCAGGAAACCUGUUCAGGUUGACAGUGGCGUGAAUACCUCAAAACUGAGAAUCGUUGUAAUAGCCGACUACGGUGAGUAUUCAGAGGACGUAAUGGCUGAGUUUGCAGGAGCAGAUGCAUGUAUCUGGACUGUUGCCGUAACCCCGUUUAGAACUGGUGGAUUUGACUUCGCGGAAGUUAAGCGUGUCUGUCAAGAAUGUACCUUGCUUGGGUUUGAAGCUAUCUAUCGAGCUGGGCCUUCGCGACCGUUUCGUUUUCUUUACUUCAGCGCCGAGGGUACAUCUCAAGGGCCGGCAGAAGAGUCAUCGGCUUGGUUUAUGAGAGACUACCAGAUAAUGCGAGGCGAAACAGAGAUGAUGGUCCAGAAACUGCCUACAAAGUUCACAAAUGUGGAAGUUGCCAUUGCACGACCUGGAGUUGUGACCAAUAACACAACCUUCUUGAGAUCCGUACUAGCAAGCCUCUUCGACUUGACGAACAUUUUUACCAGGGCCUUACCGAAUGUGAGCCGGAGAGAACUUGUGGCGGCAGUUCUAAGCCAGGUAGUAUAUGGGUUUGACCAAGAAAUCCUGUCUAAUGCCGAUCUGGUCAGAAUAGGUCAAACCAGUUUGGCAGGAAAUAGAGCUGCCUAG